This is a messenger RNA of Nycticebus coucang (slow loris), 3008 nucleotides long. It is a transcript of the gene PRRG4, whose product is annotated as proline rich and Gla domain 4. The record is from RefSeq and is a predicted model, not a curated record. Gene Ontology annotation, cellular component: extracellular region. The coding region runs from base 737 to 1420 and encodes 227 amino acids. NCBI's taxonomy places the organism in Eukaryota, Metazoa, Chordata, Mammalia, Primates, Lorisidae. Gene Ontology annotation, molecular function: calcium ion binding. The transcript has 6 exons.
CCACUACAAUCUACCGAGGGCGAUAAAGUGAAACUCUGUCUCUACAAAAAAUAACUAAAUAAAUGAAUUAAUUUAAUUAAUUAAUGCAUUUUUCUCUGCCCGGACCACUCUUUGAGAACAGCUGGCGUGGAGUAGCCCCGGGACGCCUACCUAGCCUGGAGGAACCCAAAGCGAAAAGUCCCGGCCGCGCCGAGGCGAAGUUAGUGCUGAGAACUGAAACGUUCCCGGGAUCGGUAGAGAAUCGCCCGGUCUAGAGACGACUCGGAAACCGGCCACCAGCGCCGCCGAGGCGGGGCCGGACCUGGCAGCGGGCGGCGGGUUCGCGCAGGGCUCGGGGCAGAGGCGGCGGCGGCGGAGCCUGGCAGCGCGGACUCCGCGAAACGCCCGAGCGCCCGCCCGUUCCCGCCGCGGGGAGGCCGGCCCCGGGAGGAGGAGCGCGGCCAGGUGCGCCAGGUGGCCGCCCCCGCCUUUCCUCACAGCUGCGUCUGCGGCCUCCCGGGAGCGACGCCGGACUCGCGUCGCGCGUGUCCCCCGGGUUCCUCUCUGCCGACCGCUGGCUUUUCCUCGGUCUGUGCACGGGGGCCACCCCCGCCCUGCGGAGAGCGAGGCCCAGAGCGUCGUCGAGGUUUGGGGGGCGCUGGAGACCGAGGGCCUGGCGACCGCAGGAACCACACCCAAACGGGAGUCCGGCCCGGGCACGGCUGGAACAUGUCCCAAGGGACACAGUUGCCAGACUAUGUUUACAAUUCUGGCUCUACUCAGCCACCUGCCCAUGAUUACCUUGGCAUUUCCUCAUUGCACGAGAAGUCCAAAGGAUUCUAAGCAUGUAGCAGAAGAAGUCUUUACAUCAAAAGAAGAAGCAAACUUUUUCAUACAUAGACGCCUCCUAUAUAAUAGAUUUGAUUUGGAGCUCUUUACUCCUGGUGACCUAGAAAGAGAGUGCAAUGAAGAACUUUGUAAUUAUGAGGAAGCCAGAGAGAUUUUUGUGGAUGAAGAUAAAACGAUGACGUUUUGGCAGGAAUAUUCGAUAAAAGGACCAACCACAAAAUCAGAUGGUAACAGAGAGAAAAUCGAUGUUAUGGGCCUUCUUACUGGAUUAAUUGCUGCUGGAGUAUUUUUGGUUAUUUUUGGACUACUUGGUUACUAUCUUUGUAUCACUAAGUGUAAUAGGCAACGACAUCCAGGUUCUUCAGCCGUCUACAUAAGAAGGGGCAGGCACCCUCCCUCCAUCAUUUUCAGAAGACCUGAAGAGGCUGUCUUGUCUCCAUCACCACCUUCUGUAGAAGACACAGGAUUACCUUCUUAUGAACAAGCAGUGGCACUAACCAGAAAACAAAGUGUUUCACCACCACCGCCAUAUCCUGGGCCAGCAAAAGGAUUUAGGGUAUUUAAAAAGUCUAUGUCUCUCCCGUCCCACUAAGUCCACCUUGCCAUCUUAGCACAAGAAAUUCAUGUUAUUUGAAUGGUCGGUUCUCCCUGAACCAAAAAGACAUGUCUGUUCAGUUCUUUAGGACAAACUACAAAGAAUAAAGGAGGAAUGAACACAUGUACUGCACCACAGAUGUUACUGUCUGCAACUUGGACCUGAACUUAAUCAUUAUCAGCUUGAUAAGAGACUUUGACUCCAUAUCCUUGCAGUUAAGAAAAAAGCACUUUUGGGAGGCGCCUGUGGCUCAAGGAGUAGGGCGCUGGUCCCAUAUGCUGGAGGUGGUGGGUUCAAACCCAGCCCUGGCCAAAAAAAGAAAAAAGCACUUUUUAAUAAUUUUUUUCAUGAUCCAAAAAUAUCUUUGUUAUAGAUAACGUAGAAUUAGUAAAACUAUUUGUGUCCUUUGUAUAAAUAUAGAUAAAGGUUGUGGAUUUCUAGUAUUGAAUAUUUAAAAAGUAAGAAUUUCGAAUCAUUGGGUGGCGCCUCUGGCUCAGUGAGUAGGGCGCCGGCCCCAUAUGCCGAGGGUGGCGGGUUCAAACCCAGCCCCGGCCAAACUGCAACAACAACAAAAAAAUAGCCGGGCGUUAUGGCGGGCACCUGUAGUCCCAGCUGCUCGGGAGGCUGAGGCAAGAGAAUUGCGUAAGCCCAAGAGUUAGAGGUUGCUGUGAGCCGUGUGACGCCACGGCACUCUACCCGAGGGCAGUACAGUGAAACUCUGUCUCUACAAAAAAAGAAAAAAAAAAAAAGAUUAUCCAUAGCUAGGCGUUGUGGUGGGCAACUGUAAUCCCAGCUACUUGGGAGGGUGAGGCAAGAGAAUCACUUAAGCCCAAGAGGCAAGAGAAUCACUUAAGCCCAAGAGUUUGAGGUUGCUGUGAGCUGUGAUGCAACAGCACUCUACUGAGAGUAACAUAGUGAGAUUCUGUCUCAAAAAAAAAAAAUUUAUCCAAAGUCGUGGUAUUGGAACCACUCUUUCGUACGAUUUCUUUUUGGUUGAAAAUAUGACACAGAAUUUAACAUUUCAAUAUCAAUCUGUGACCUUAAUAUAAUCACUUGGUUUUAUAUUUUAAAUUAAUUACAUAGUACUUACCAGAUUUUAUAUGCUUUAGUUCUUAAUUCUUGCCAUCAGUUAGGUUUCAUUAUAGGGAGUAGGGUGAGUAGUUUUCAUUUUUUUUUUUUUUUUUUGAGACUCUGUUGCCCUAAGUAGAGUGCAAUAGCAUCAUCAUAGCUUAUUGCAAGCUUAAUCUCCUAGGCUCUAGUAAUCCUGCUGCCUCAGCUCCUGAGCAACAGGGACUACAGUUGCACACUACUAUACCUGACUAAUUUUUUCUAUUUUUGGUAGAGAUAGGAUCUUGCUCUUACUCAGGCUGGUCUCAAACUCCUAACCUUAAACAGUCAUCUCACUUUGACCUUCCAAAGUUCUAAGAUUAUAGGUGCAAGCAAGUGUACCCAGCCUAAUAGUUUUCCUUUAAAAAAAAAAAGUUGUGGGUGGCGCCUGUGGCUCAGUGAGUAGGGCGCCGGCCCCAUAUGCCGAGGGUGGUGGGUUCAGGCCCAGCCCGGGCCAAAAACUGCAACAAAAAAAUAG